AUGUCUACACGCACAUUCUCACAUACUCCCCUACGCCGCGAAAACCCAUUCAACCAACAGCCCUCACCAGGUCCGGAGGUGACAGGCGUGAGUGAGGUAGAGGUUAAAGGGGAUAAUUCUUCAAAGAAAUCGGGCGAAACUUCGGAAAAGUCUUUAGCAGAUGUACUCAGCAGCAAUCCAGCAUUCGCAGCUGUACUCUCAACGAUUUUAGGGCUAUCAGUAAUAUUUGCCUCAGGUGGUGUAUACUUAAUGUGGUACAAGUGGAGUGUACUCAACAAAAUGGAAGAUGCAUUCGCGCCUGGCUACGAUCCAGCGACGGAGCUAGCCAAGAUGUCAGAUGAGAGUGGGUUAUCAGACGAUGCAAUACACAUUAAUAGACCCGAGAAACCCAUAAUCAAGACUAUCAUCGAGGGUAGUGCACCGGGCAAGUAUUAUCUCCUCCUCGGUCCUAAGGGUACAGGCAAGGCUACAAUGAUUUUAGAUUCAAUGUUCGAGACAAAUAGCGAUCGUAUCGCGUAUUGCGAAACACACCCUGAUUUAGAAGUGUUUCGUCUACGCGUAGGCAAAGCGCUGAAUUACGAAUUCCUUGAGGACUUCUACGGCGCGCUUUUCCAGCGCCGCGAGCCUCGUGACGCUGGUCCUCUACUCGACAUAGAGCGUGCUCUGUCCAAACUCGAAAAGGUAGCGAUGCGAAUCCGCUCAAAACACGGCAAACCGAUAGUUUUCAUCUUUAACAACCUCCAUCUCCUUCAGAAUGACGAGACGGGCGUGGGAGUGAUACACCAGCUUCAACAACGCGCUGAAUCGUGGGCCGAGAGCGGCAUAGCUACCUUUGUUUUCACGAGUGAUGACUACUGGGUGCUCGACAAGCUCAAGAAGAACGCUAACCGGAUGAAAAUACUCUCUGUGCACGAUUUGCAGCGCGACGAUGCCAUUCGCGCUAUGCGUCGCAUGCGCAAGACAGCAUACAACUACAACAUUGACACUAAACUCGUUCGCAGCCUGCCAGAUCUCACCGAUGACGUGUAUGAGCAGGUGUACAGUCUUAUAGGAGGACGCAUGUCUCAUAUCUCCCAUAUUUCCCGCGAGGUGGAUAUUCUCGGCGCUGCUCGCCAGCUCAUCCAGACUGAGAAAGCGUGGCUGUUAUCGCAGAUUGGCUUGAUUCCAGAUAUGGAUGAUGACGUGAUGGAUGAGCAGAAGUGGUCGAGCUGCAGCUGGGCUCUGUUGGCUUAUUUGGCGAGGCAGAAAACGGUGGGGAGUGAAGAUGAGGAUGACGAGAGCACUGUACCAGACAACAUGGAUCCCGCGGCAAGCCCUCACGUCAGCUUCUAUAAAGCACGCCAACUCAUGACGCGCACUGAUUUCCUCGAACCACUUGAUAGAUUGAAUAUACUCAGCAUGGAUGUGAACCACAACGUCAGGAUGGAUUCACACGUAUUACUUACGGCUGCAAGGGAAUUUGUCAGCUUACCAAACUUUGAUAAGGAUUUGGAGGCGACUAUGAACCGUGUUUCGGAUAUUGAAUGGCUUGGAAGGACACGCAGGCUGGUGUUGACUAAAUCGGUCUGA
This is a messenger RNA of Wallemia ichthyophaga EXF-994, 1569 nucleotides long. RefSeq lists its product as uncharacterized. The record is from RefSeq and is a predicted model, not a curated record. NCBI's taxonomy places the organism in Eukaryota, Fungi, Basidiomycota, Wallemiomycetes, Wallemiales, Wallemiaceae. The transcript is spliced from 3 exons. The coding region runs from base 1 to 1569 and encodes 522 amino acids.